AUGGCGCUACAACCUAAUCAACAACUCUCUUUGGAUUUUGUGCAGGAACAAGGAUUUCUUUCCUUUUUCCGAUCAAUGUCAGAGAAACCUGACACAACAUUCAGAGUAUUUGAUAGAACAGAAUAUUACACUUGCCAUGGAUCGGAUGCUGUAUUUGCUGCAAAAGAAGUCUUUAAAACAACUGGCGUUAUCAAAUAUCUCGGAACAGGAACAAAAAAGGUGGAAUCUGUGGUUCUCAGUAAAAUGAACUUUGAAUCGCUAGUCAAGGAUUUGUUGCUUGUGCGACAGUACAGAGUAGAAGUGUAUAAAAACAAGGGCGGAGGAAAGAAUAAUGACUGGACCUUGGAAUUUAAGGCGUCGCCAGGUAACCUGACUCAGUUUGAAGAGAUUCUGUUUGGUGCUAAUGAUAUGUCAACAUCGGCUUGUGUGCUGGCUGUUAAAAUGGCAAUGGAUGGUGGACACAAAAUUAUUGGUGCAGCCUUUGCCGAUGCCACACUGAGGAAAAUGGGUGUCUGUGAGUUCCCUGAUAAUGAUCAGUUCUCAAAUUUAGAGGCUUUGGUAGUACAGAUUGGACCGAAAGAGUGUAUACUGCCCUCUGGUGACAGCGGACCUGAAAUGAACAAACUGAAACAGAUCCUCGAAAGAAGUGGUUUAUUGAUAACAGAUCGGAAAAAGUCUGAUUACAAUACUAAGGACAAUGUGCAAGAUUUGAAUAGAUUACUAAAGUUCAAAAAAGAAGACCAGGCUAAUAGCAGUGCACUUGCUGAGAUGGAGAAAACCCAUGCAAUGUCAUCGCUGUCUGCUCUGAUCAAAUAUUUAGAGCUCCUGAGUGACGAGAGUAAUUUUGGACAAUUUCAACUCACAACCUUUGACCUGAGUCAGUACAUGAGGCUGGACGCUGCUGCAGUACGUGCUCUUAACUUGCUACCUAGUACACUUGACGGUGGUAACAAAAGUAUGUGUUUGUUAGGGCUGUUGAAUAAAUGCCGCACUCCACAGGGUCAGAGGUUACUGGCACAGUGGGUGAAACAACCCCUCAUGGAUAAAAAUAAAAUAGAAGAAAGACUAAACAUAGUGGAAGCCAUAUUUGAAGACAAUGAACUGCGACAGACUUUGUUAGAUGACCAGUUGAAGAGAGUUCCUGACUUUCAAAGACUUGCUAAAAAGUUUCAGAGAAAGAAAGCCACGUUACAAGACUGUUAUCGGGUUUAUCAAGCUGUCGAGUACAUGCCGCAUUUACUGGAGACGUUAGAGAGGCAUGGAGGCAAACACCAGAUGCUCUUGAUGGAGGUGUUUAGUAACCCUCUAAAGGAAGUGUUAAUGGAUUUUUCAAAAUAUCAAGAAAUGGUGGAGACUACUUUAGAUAUGAAACAGGUAGAACAACAUGAAUUUGUCAUCAAACCAGAUUUUGAUCCGGAUUUACAAACUUUAAGAGAAAAGAUCAAUGAUUUAGAGGAUGAAAUCAAGUCACAGUUGAAAAAAGCAUCCACAGAUCUGAAUGUUGAGGCAAAUAAAGUUCUAAAACUGGAGUCAAACUCUCAGCUCGGCUAUUUCUUCAGAGUAACUAGAAAGGAGGAGAAAGUGAUCAGAAACAACAGAAAGUACAUCACCAUAGAUACCAACAAAAAUGGCGUCCGAUUUACCAACUCUGCUUUGAAGUCAUUCAAUGAAGAAUACAUGCUGGCGAAAGAAUCCUACAAUGAGACCCAAAAAGCAGUUGUCAUGGAGAUUAUCAGCAUAGCAGCUGGAUAUGUUGAUCCAAUGCAACUCAUUAAUGAAAUCUUAGCACAGUUGGAUGUGCUUGUAAGUUUUGCCUGCGUAUCUGCGAAUGCACCUAUUCCAUAUAUACGUCCAACACUGCAAGCAAAGGGAAGUGGCCAGUUGAAACUCAUCCAGUCAAGACAUCCAUGUCUGGAGGUGCAGGACGAAGUGGCAUUUAUUCCAAACGAUGUAACAUUUGACAAGGAGAAGGAGAUGUUUCACAUCAUCACAGGCCCAAAUAUGGGUGGGAAAUCUACAUAUAUUAGACAGAUUGGAGUGGUUACUUUAAUGGCUCAGAUUGGUUGUUUUGUACCAUGUGACCAAGCAGAGUUGACAAUAGUUGACUGUAUAUUGGCGAGAGUAGGAGCCGGUGACAGUCAACUGAAAGGGGUCUCCACAUUCAUGUCUGAAAUGUUGGAAACUGCUUCAAUUUUAAGGUCUGCUUCUGAGUGUUCCUUAGUAAUAAUUGAUGAACUUGGUAGAGGUACAUCUACAUACGAUGGGUUUGGACUAGCAUGGGCAAUAUCAGAGUACAUAGCUACUAAAAUUAAGUGUUUCUGUUUAUUUGCUACUCAUUUUCAUGAGCUGACAUCAUUGGCUGAUGCGGUGCCAACUGUGAAUAAUUUACAUGUAUCAGCGCUGACUACAGGAGACACACUAACGUUGCUCUACAAAGUCAAACCAGGUGUCUGUGACCAGAGUUUUGGGAUUCAUGUUGCUGAGAUGGUGCACUUUCCACAGAAGGUGAUUGACUUUGCCAAACAGAAAGCUGCAGAGCUGGAAGAUUACCAGAGUAUCUCUGUUUCAGACUCUGCCAUGGAGGGACAUGAUGAACCCGCAGCUAAGAAGAGAAGAGUGGCCAAAGAGGAAGGAGAAAAACUGAUUCGGGGAUUUUUAUCAAAAUUCAAAGAAAUUCCGCUGUCCUCCAUGACAGACGAAGAAGCUAUGGCCGAGAUAGAAAAACUGAAGAGUGAAAUUAAAGGCAAGAAUAACCCUUAUGUGGAAGAUAUACUGGCAAGGGGAUGCUGAUUGGUCCAUGAAGGUCAUGUCACAGUCUCAAGUUGAAACAAUUCAGUUGAUUGGUUAGGUGUUAACCAUGUGACAUUAAGAAAUGCAUCUGAUUGGCUGACUUGUGAUAAAGUUUAAUUUAGAAUAACAACAAUCCACAGAGUUGGCAUUUCAGAUUAGCAUUGCUGAAAAUAUUAAGAUGAGCUCAUUUAUUGGAAGAAUUGCUACAUUUUUAAGUUGCAGAUUGGACCACGCUCUGUAUUACUAGAGUAUGCAGCACUUUGCUGUAGAAUAGAGUAAUGUCAAGGGUCAAACACCGUAAUAUUCUGUAUGGCUGAGUAAGUAUACUUCACAUAGUAAGAGUCAGGAAGAUAUUUCA
Messenger RNA from Saccoglossus kowalevskii, 3148 nucleotides. RefSeq names its product DNA mismatch repair protein Msh2. Gene Ontology annotation, cellular component: nucleus; MutSalpha complex. The record is from RefSeq and is a predicted model, not a curated record. Gene Ontology annotation, biological process: mismatch repair; mitotic recombination. Gene Ontology annotation, molecular function: ATP binding; ATP-dependent DNA damage sensor activity; mismatched DNA binding. Lineage: Eukaryota; Metazoa; Hemichordata; Enteropneusta; Harrimaniidae.